Messenger RNA from Miscanthus lutarioriparius, 1962 nucleotides. The record is from the annotation of a GenBank genome assembly. NCBI's taxonomy places the organism in Eukaryota, Viridiplantae, Streptophyta, Magnoliopsida, Poales, Poaceae.
AUGAGGCUCUCCUCGUCGUUCGGCAGCGUCCUUCCGGCUCUGCCGGGCUCGCCGGAAGCUGUGGAGGAGCACAAGUGCCUGAACUCAGAGCUGUGGCAUGCCUGUGCCGGCCCGCUUGUUUCCUUGCCCGCAGUGGGUAGCCCGGUUGUGUACUUCCCUCAGGGCCACAGCGAGCAGGCUGAUGCAGAGACAGAUGAGGUAUAUGCACAGAUGACAUUGCAACCACUCAACCCGCAAGAACUGAAGGACCUAUAUUUACAUGCAGAAUUAGGUUCGGCCAAUAAACAGCCAACAAAAUAUUUCUGCAAAACAUUAACAGCAAGUGACACAAGAAACAUUAGUUGUGGGUUCUCUGUUCCCUGUCGAGCAGCUAGGAAAGUGUUUCCUCCACUGGAUUUCACCCAGCAACCUCCAUGCCAGGAGUUGAUGGCAAAAGAUCUUCAUGGCAAUGACAAUGAGUGGAAAUUCCGUCACAUCUUUCGUGGGCUAUUGCAUAACCUUCUAAAUACCAUCCUUAAUGCAGGUCAGCCAAAGCGGCAUCUUCUAACUACAGGUUUGUCUUUGAAUGACAAUAACCAGCUUCUGCUGGGAAUUCGUUGGGCAAAUCGGCCACAAACUGUCAUGCCGUCUUCUGUCUUAUGCAUGCAUACCGGUCUUCUUGCUGCAGCUGCUCAUGCUGCUUCGACAAAUAGCUGGUUUACAAUUUUCUACAACCCAAGGGCAAGCCCUUCAGAGUUUGUCAUACCGCUUGCAAAAUACAUGGGGACAAUUACGGGAAUCGGUGAUCUUGAUUCUGUUCGGUGGCCAAAUUCACACUGGCGUUCUGUUAAGGUUGUCUGGGAUGACUCAACUGCUGGUGAGAGACAGCCAAGGGUGUCACAAUGGGAGAUUGAGCCCCUGACAACUUUCCCAAUGUAUCCAUCUCCUUCUCCGCUCAGGCUCAAGCGUCUACGGCCAACAGGCUUGCCUUCUCUGCAUGAUACCGCAAACCCUGGUCUUCAGUCGUUAAAUUUUGGUGGAUUUGGUAUGAACCCUUGGAUGCAGCCAAGGCUGGAUGCUUCAUUACUUGGUCUGCAACCUGACAUGUAUCAGGCGAUGGCCACAGCUGCUUUCCAGGAUCCAACGAAGCAGGCAUUACCCACAAUGCUGCAGUUCCAGCAGCAACAGAACAUAGUUGGUCGGGCCACGCCACUUCUUUCAAGUCAGAUUCAGGGUCAAUCUGAGUUCCUCAAACAGCAGAUCCAACGCAGCCAGUCAUUCAAUGAGCAGAAGCCCCAGCUGCAACCUCAGCAAGAACAACAAGAAUCACAGCAGCAGCAGCAAUCACAGUGUCUGCAAGUUCCUCAACAUCCACAAAUGCAACAACAGAACAUGACCAACUACCAGUCUCCCCAUGUUUCGUCCCAAAUGGACCAAUUGGACUCUACACCAGCUAGUAUACCUCAUAGCUCUGCGUUGGCACCACUUCCUAGAAGAGGAUGCUUGGUGGAUCAAGAUGUGAACUCUGAUCCUCAAAAUCAUCUCUUGUUUGGUGUUAGUAUAGAUUCACAGUCACUGCUAAUGCAAGGAGGCAUCCCCGGUCUCCAAAAUGGGAAUGAUUCAACUGCUAUACCUUAUUCCACCUCCAAUUUCCUGAGCCCUUCACAGAAUGAUUUUCCUUUGGAUCAUACUCUAAAUUCUUCAGGCUGCUUAGAUGAUUCUGGGUAUGUGCCACCAUGUUCAGAUAAUUCUGACCAAGUGAACAGACCACCAGCGACCUUCGUGAAGGUUUACAAAUCUGGAACCUACGGAAGGUCGCUUGAUAUCACUAGGUUUAAUAACUAUCAUGAGCUCCGUUGGGAACUAGGGCGCCUAUUUGGCCUUGAGGGCCAGUUGGAAGACCCUUUGAGACCAGGCUGGCAACUUGUAUUCGUCCACCGCGAGGAGGAUGUCCUUCUCAUGGACGAUGAUCCUUGGCAGUAA